UGCUUCAAGGGUCCUCGAUUUGGCAGCUUGAUUGAACUCCCCAACGUCCCACGGUAUCGUUCUCCUAAAUGCGAACACAUUGCAGGGAUAUGCUCUCGAUUACGAACCCAGUGUUGCACCUGUCUAUCUCGCAUACGAUGCUGCAGCCCGCAGUUCGCGCCGAAAAACAAUCGAGGAUGCCCUGGAACGCAUGGAUACGGAUUAUGAAUCCAUUUAUGCCCUCGCUCAACAGAUCGGCACCAUUGAGCGUUCUCUACGGGCCAUAUUUCAGAAUUUUCUCCAACCCGUAGCCGCUCUUCCAAUGGAAGUUUUGCAACAGAUUUUCUUGUAUGCCAUUCAGCCAGGGGAGUAUUUAGGACAUAUCAAUCAUGAAUAUCUUCCCUCCUCCAUCACCCUCAGCCAAGUCUGUUCAGCAUGGAGACAGGCAGCUCAAUCAUACCCCUUAAUAUGGACUGUGGUGCGACUGGAGCCAUGUAGUCAUGCUUCCUACGCGCCAUACGCUCGCUAUUCUAAAGGCCUCCCUCUAGAAGUUCAUGGGCGAAAACUCGUCAAUGUGAAUAUCACCGGUCUGGAAAGCGCCGACACUCAGAGCCGGAUAACCACACUGUAUUUGCCAGUGGACCUCGAAGAUCGUUUGAAAGCAUCCUCAUCCGACGGGGCCACUUUCUGGGAAGAAAGAGGAGUGCUGGAUUGGAGGUCUAUAGAGCGGCUGACCCUGCUGGCGCCUGGUAGUGUGAGACGCUCCAAGGUCUCUUCGUCCCAUUGUCUACUGCUCAGCUAGAAAAACUCGUAACUCUUGGCCUCGCAUUUAUUAAUGCUGAGGGCUUUGAGUUUUCUAAGUUUAUCAAUGCCUGUGACAAUCUGGAGGAAUUGACCUCUCCGUACCCUUGUUGUCAACUCGUUAAACUUUUCCGUGGCAGCAUUUCUUGCUCGCUACGGGAUGCCUCGUCUCCAAUGCAUAACGUUGGAUCUGUGGGACAUGGAUGACUACAUGAAUGGCCUGGAUCUCGUUGAUGUCACUGCUGACGAUUAUUUUUCCCUGGGUGGGCCGCCCGUGCGCCUACAUGCGGUCCAGCAUUUUAUGAUGAACACGCCAACGAUUAAAUCCGUCACC
Messenger RNA from Cantharellus anzutake, 1114 nucleotides. RefSeq lists its product as uncharacterized. The transcript is spliced from 4 exons. Gene Ontology annotation, molecular function: protein binding. The record is from RefSeq and is a predicted model, not a curated record. Lineage: Eukaryota; Fungi; Basidiomycota; Agaricomycetes; Cantharellales; Hydnaceae. The coding region runs from base 191 to 781 and encodes 196 amino acids.